This is a messenger RNA of Ramularia collo-cygni, 261 nucleotides long. RefSeq lists its product as uncharacterized. The record is from RefSeq and is a predicted model, not a curated record. Bases 1 to 261 code for a protein of 86 amino acids. Lineage: Eukaryota; Fungi; Ascomycota; Dothideomycetes; Mycosphaerellales; Mycosphaerellaceae. The transcript is spliced from 2 exons.
AUGGAUCGGAAUACCACAGACGAAGCUGCCGCGAACAACCAUAUCCGCAACUACGCAAUCGACCGCCACGUCGAAGUCGUCUUCACGAAUGGAUACAAGUACGAGGGGCAACUUGCACGUAGCUACACGUCAGGCGAUCCCGUCAUCCACCUUCGUGAUGUAAAGGUCAGCGACACUUUGGGCGCUGUGGUCAUGACACACGUCCGCUCCUCUCUAUACACCGACCAUUCCGAACCAAUCGAAGACAUCACGAUCCAUUGA